AUGACUUCUAUUAAAUAUUGCUUUCCAGCAGAUGGACGGUGUUUCUGGAAUAUAAAUACAUCGGAGGGACAUCUUAUUAUAUCUCCAGAUUGUAAGGCAGAAGAUACCGACAUUCCACAAUAUUCUCCCAAAGUCACCUCUGAUUGGUUGGUUAGAUCAUCAGAUCCUUCUAAUCCUGAGGAACCUUCUGAGGAAUCCCAUACUAUGACAUCAGAGGUCCAUCCAAGUUCUCACAGUGCUGACAGAUCACCAGAUCCCCAGAUAUCGUCUUCAAGCCAUAAGAAGGUUCACACAGGAGAGAGUUCAUUGUCAUGUUCAGAGUGCGGGAAAUGUUUCAAAUGCAAAAAAGAUCUUAUUGUACACCAGAGAAGUCACACUGGUGGGCGUCCUUUUCUUUGUUCAGAGUGCGGAAAAUCUUUCACUACAAACAGAAACCUUCGCAGGCACCAGAAAAUUCACAGGGGUGAGCGUCCUUUCUCUUGUUCAGAGUGCAGGAAAUGUUUCAAAUGCAAAAAAGAUCUUAUUGUACACCAGAGAAGUCACACAGGUGAGCGUCCUUUCCUUUGUUCAGAGUGCGGAAAAUCUUUCCCUACAAACAAAAACCUUCGCAGGCACCAGAAAAUUCACACCGGUGAGCGUCCUUUUUCAUGUCCAGAUUGCAAGAAAAGUUUCGGUCGGAAAUCAGUCCUGGUUUCUCAUCAAACAAUUCAUAGGGGUGAGCGUUCUUUCUCUUGUUCACAGUGCGGGAAAUGUUUCAAAUGCAAAAAAGAUCUUAUUGUACACCAGAGAAGUCACACUGGUGAGCGUCCUUUCCUUUGUUCAGAGUGCGGAAAAUCUUUCACUACAAACAAUUACCUUCGCAGGCACCAGAAAAUUCACACGGGUGAGCGUCCUUUUUCAUGUCCAGAUUGCAAGAAAAGUUUUGUUCGGAAAUCAGCCCUGGUUUCUCAUCGAAGAAUUCAUACGGGUGAGCGUUCUUUCUCUUGUUCAGAGUGCGGGAAAUGUUUUGUCAACAAAAGAGCCCUUAUUAUACACCAAAGAACUCACACAGGUGAGCGCCCUUUUUCUUGCUCAGAUUGCGGGAAAAGUCUCCCUACAAAACAAGCACUUUUUAUACAUCUGAGAAUUCACACGGGUGAACGUCCUUAUUCAUGUUCAGAGUGUGGGAAAAGUUUCACUCUUAAAGGACAACUUGUUGCACACCAGAAAAUUCACACGGGUGAACGUCCUUUCUCUUGCUCAGAUUGCGGGAAAUGUUACCUUAAAAAAGUAAACCUUACUGCACACCUGAGAAUUCACACUGGUGAACGUCCUUUCCCUUGUUCGGAGUGCGGAAAACGUUACUUUAUAAAACGAAGACUUCUUAUACACCAGAGAACUCACACUGGCGAGCGUCCUUAUUCAUGCUCAGAGUGCGGGAAAUCUUUUGCUCAGGAAGGAACUUUUGUUGAACAUCAGAGACUUCACACAGGUGAGCGUCCUUAUUGGUGUUCAGAGUGCGGAAAAACCUUCCUUCAUAGAGGAUACCUUGCUAAACAUCGGAGAAUUCACACAGGUGAACGCCCUUAUGCCUGUCCACAGUGCGGGGAAUCUUUCUCUUAUAAAGCAGCCCUUGUUAAGCAUCAGAGAAUUAACACAGGUGAGCGUCCCUAUUCAUGUUCAGAGUGCGGGAAAUCUUUCACUAUGAAAGGAAACCUUGUGCAACACCAGAGAUUUCACACAGGAGAAAGUCCUUAUUUAUGUUCAGAGUGCGGGAAAUCUUUCAAACAUAAGGGAAGCCUUCUGAAACACCACAGAAAACACACCACAGAGCGGCCUCAUUGCAUUCAGAGUUUGGGAAAUGAAUUACAUAGAAAAGAAGGCGGAGACAUCACAGAGAAAUCUCUUGCUGAUUGAUUGACAAAUGUACGAUAACUUUUCCAGGUGGAACUGUUGAGUCCAUGGAACAGCUGGAGGAUAAGAAAUAGUUUGUUAGAGGGGUACAUCCCGGCAGAAGUGAUAUUUCAUUUAUAGGAGGAGUUUGAUGGACCGAGUCUUCUUCUAUUUUGUGACGGAACUCCUUGGCAUCCCUCUUGGGUGUUUCCACCAAACCGUGCCUCCUGCCCUCCAAACCGUUCCAGCAGACCGGGACCCAAUAUCAGCCCUUUUACCCCAAAUGUCGGACACAGACAAGAUUUUGCAGUAGAACCAAAGGAUUGACAGUUUAUUAAACAGAAGUACGGGUUUUAUACACUUCAAAAGUAGGGCAGUCACCACAUGGACAAUAAAACCAAAUUUUACCCAAAACAUCACACAGUGGUUUAGAUAACGAGAUGGAGUUGACACAAGGUUAAUUCCAUCAUAAGUACCUCCUAGAGAUAGCCAAAUUAUCCAACAGACAGAAACAAUAGAUGACUUAUUUAACAAUGGGAUUUCACACAUAGACAAUGCUUUGAUUAAUCAGGGAUCCCAGACUGUCCGGCAACAGCAUUCAAGAAAACCCAGGGCUGUCCAAAUCUCAUUAACCAGCUUUCUUUUCACAUACAUCUGCUCACUGAGUUUGAAGUUAGCAGAGACCAUCAUCGGACACAGACAAGAUGUUGAGGUAGAACCAAAGGAUUGACCGUUUAUUGAACAGAAGUACGGAUUUCUAUACACUUCAAAAGUAGGGCAGUCACCCCAUGGACAAUAAAACCAAAUAUUACCCAAAACAUCACACAGUGGUUUAGAUAACGAGCUAACAUUGAACAUAGUUACAUAGUAGGUGAGGUUGAAAAAAGACACAAGUCCAUUAAGUCCAUCCUAUGUGUGUUAUUAUAUGUCUGUAUUACAUUGUAUAUCCCUGUAUGUUGUGGUCGUUAAGGUGCUCCUCCCCCGCUGAGACCACCGCCUUUGG
This is a messenger RNA of Rana temporaria (common frog), 2875 nucleotides long. Its product is annotated as gastrula zinc finger protein XlCGF26.1-like. The record is from RefSeq and is a predicted model, not a curated record. The transcript has a single exon. Bases 1 to 1896 code for a protein of 631 amino acids. NCBI's taxonomy places the organism in Eukaryota, Metazoa, Chordata, Amphibia, Anura, Ranidae.